AUGGCUUCUACAACAAUGGCGAAAAUCAACGAAGACCAUGUUCGCAAAGCAGUUAACGCUCUUCUCAAAUGGAAAAAACUUCAAUCCAAGAAAACCCAUGAACCCCAAAACCUCAAUUCACUAACAGAUGAAGCAGAAGAUGAAGAAGAAGUAGAUGAUAAUUUCAUCUACCUUCAAUUAACUCUCAAGAAAAUCCCACCAAAAGAACUCAAAACCCCUCACAAAAUCAUCCUCCCAAACCCCCUUUUCAACCCACUUGAAUCCUUCGCUAAUAUUUGUCUCAUCAUUGACGACAGACCCAGAAAACCCCACAACUCAAAAACCAAACUUGAUGUUGAAACAGUGCAGAAAAAGCUUAAAUCUGAAGGAAUUCCAAUUACGAAAGUUUUUAAGUUUACCAAGUUGAAGUCUGAGUACAAAUCUUUUGAUUCGAAGCAGGAUUUGUACGGUUUGUAUCAACUGUUUUUGGCUGAUAAAAGAGUGAUUAAUUUGCUUCCGGGUUUAUUAGGGAAGCAAUUUUACAAGAAGAAGAGGAAAGUACCUGUGCCAGUUGAUUUAAGGGGGAAUAGUAAUUGGAAGGAGGAGAUAGAAAGAGCGUGUUCGGCGACUUUGUUGUGUUUAGGGAGUGGAACAUGCAGUGUUUUGAAGAUUGGGAGGGGAGGGAUGGAGAAUGGUGAAGUUAUGGAGAAUGUUUUAGCUGCCAUUGAUGGAAUUAUUGAGUUUGUUCCUAAGAAAUUGAAUGGUGUUAGAGCUUUUCAUUUGAAGUUUAGUGAUUCAUUGGCAUUGCCUGUUUAUGAGGCUUUGCCUAAUCCAACAGAAAACACUGAGAAGAAAAAGAAGUAG
Molecule: messenger RNA, 843 nt
Organism: Solanum dulcamara
Lineage: Eukaryota; Viridiplantae; Streptophyta; Magnoliopsida; Solanales; Solanaceae
Exons: 1
Coding region: 1-843 (280 amino acids)
Cellular component (GO): 90S preribosome
Source: RefSeq, a predicted model, not a curated record